Molecule: messenger RNA, 1518 nt
Organism: Nanorana parkeri
Lineage: Eukaryota; Metazoa; Chordata; Amphibia; Anura; Dicroglossidae
Product: gastrula zinc finger protein XlCGF26.1-like
Exons: 2
Coding region: 1-1518 (505 amino acids)
Biological process (GO): regulation of transcription by RNA polymerase II
Cellular component (GO): nucleus
Molecular function (GO): DNA-binding transcription activator activity, RNA polymerase II-specific; RNA polymerase II cis-regulatory region sequence-specific DNA binding
Source: RefSeq, a predicted model, not a curated record
AUGACCUCAACCACGGGAAGAUUACUUCAAACUAGCUAUGGCCACUACGUCUGGACCCCAGAGGGACGCCAUGUCUCAUCUUCAGACCAUAAAUCCGAGGACAUCUCUGUUGCUAAGCAUUCCCAAGAGGUCAAACGCGCUGCUGUAACCAUACAGGACAAACCGUACCGUGCUGGCCGAUCCACGGAUCCCUCCCAUCCUAAGAAGUCUUCGGAGAGAGAACAUUCUAGUAACCCAGAUGUCCAUCUGGAAAAAUCUCCUGGUAAACCACAUACUGCACGACACAGCGAAAAUAUAUUUUCAUGUACUGAGUGUGAUAAAUAUUUCACAAGGAAGGCCCAUCUCAUCAGACAUCAGAACAAUCACUCCGGACUGCGUCCCUUCCCGUGCCCGGAGUGCGGGAAAUCUUUCAGAGACAAAUCGAGCCUUGUCCUGCAUCAGAGAGUCCACAAAGAUGAGCGUCCUUUUCCGUGCUCGGAGUGCGGCCAGAGCUUUAAAUGGAAAUCUUACCUUGUCACGCAUCUCAAAGCUCACAGAGGUGAGACUCCUUUUUCUUGUUCCGAGUGCGGGAAGUGCUUCAAAGAAAAACGGGCUCUCGUAAUUCACCAGCGAGUCCACACGGGCGAAAUGCCGUAUUCCUGUACUGUGUGCGGGAAGAGCUAUACGCGGAAGGAUACUCUGAUCAUACACCAGCGCACCCACACGGGUGAAAUGCCGUAUAUGUGUACAGAGUGCGGGAAGGGUUUCACGCGGAAACAAACGCUCCUCAAACACCAUCGAACUCACACAGGCGAGCGCCCGUAUACCUGUCCGGAGUGCGGCAAAUGCUUCACCCAGAAAUUCUGCCUUGAUCAGCAUCGGAAAAUCCACAUAGACAAGAAUUCCUUCUCCUGCUUGCAGAGCGACCAAACGUUGGCAACAGAUUUUGAGCUUCAGGUACAGCGGAGCAUUCCCAACAGCGAAAAACUCUUCCUGUGCUCUGAGUGCGAUUAUGUAUUCAUAACCAAGGCGCAGCUCAUGAUACAUCGGAGGGUUCACACCGGAGAGAAGCCCUUUUGCUGCUCUGAGUGCGGCAAACGUUUUUCACAGAAAGGAAGCCUCAACACACAUCUAAAAUGCCACACUGGUGAGAAGCCGUUUACCUGCUCGGAGUGUGGAAAGUGUUUCAUACAAAAGGGACAGCUCCUCACGCACCAGAGAAGGCACACGGAGGAGCGUCCUUAUGCCUGCUCGGAGUGCGAAAAGUCGUUCAAAGUCAAAUACGAACUCCUUCAACACCAGAGGUUCCACACCGGCGAGAAGAUCUCCUCGUGCUUGCAGUGCGGGAAAUGCUUCAUAAAGAAAUCACAGCUUAUUGUACACGAGAGGGGUCACACUGGUGAGAGGCCCUUUUCGUGCUCCCAUUGCGGGAAAAGCUUUGCGCAGAAAGGUCACCUUAAUAAUCACAUGAAAGUCCACACGGAGGAAAAGCCGCCAGAGGAAACGAUUUGUGCAGGAAGUGAAUCUAAUUCAACAUGA